AUGGCAUAGAUGAUAAUCAAGACAGUUGAAACGGGGGUAAAAGAGGAACUAUUAAUAUCUAAAAUUUCAUUACUUCACGAUCCCAAUGCAAAUUUUAAUUAACUGAGGAACUAGAAAGCAAACUCACUGAAUUAGAAAAACACUAUAAUAUUCACCCUACUCUUAAUCAUUAAGGAAUAUCAAAUGGAGUAAGUGACUCAACUAAUCCAACUCAUGCAUACUAGCAUACAAUAUAUGAUUCGCAUGAGAAUUCACCAUCACAUUAGAAACUCAUAAGUAAACUUACCUGAGAUUCUUAACAAGAGACACUCACUUUUGUAACAAUUCGAUCUAUAGGAUCAGAAUCAACCGAUGUCUCUGAUAUCCUUGGCUAAGACUGUGAGUCCUCAGAAAAUGUUAAUGAAUAAUUUUUAGCAUAGCUAGUCUUAGGUCAUGAAGCUAAAGCUGUAUGAAAGCCUGGCCGUCAAAGAUAAGCGAGAGCAAGAGCAAUUAUAAUUAUAGUACUAUGAGGCUCAUAAAGAUUUCGACUACUAAUUCCCUGAUGUAUAUAGACGUAGUAGUCCAGUUGAGGGCGAGGAUAAGUUGAAAUAAGAGUAAGUAAUCUCGAAAAAGAAAAAAUUAAGAUAGUUAUUGAAAAAAGUUGAGAAAGAGAGUGAUGGUACUAGUGAAAUUGCCUCGGAUUUAUAAGAUAAAGAGGACUAGAAAGUAAUUGAUGAGAAGAGCAAUUUCACAACUGAUUAGAGAUUUUUAUCUAAACAAGCAAGAGUCUUAAAGAAAUUUGCCUAAGGAGCUGUCUCAGUUCAUGAUAGACUUCAAAAUUUUCGUAAAUCUAUUAAAGAGAGCAUUAAAGAAUAGAGGUCUUAGCUAUUAAAAGGAAAAGAAGAGUUAACAGACUAUGUAAAUUGA
Molecule: messenger RNA, 906 nt
Organism: Stylonychia lemnae
Lineage: Eukaryota; Ciliophora; Spirotrichea; Sporadotrichida; Oxytrichidae
Source: the annotation of a GenBank genome assembly